Molecule: messenger RNA, 1455 nt
Organism: Chanos chanos (milkfish)
Lineage: Eukaryota; Metazoa; Chordata; Actinopteri; Gonorynchiformes; Chanidae
Gene: syt17
Product: synaptotagmin XVII
Exons: 8
Coding region: 25-1455 (476 amino acids)
Biological process (GO): calcium-ion regulated exocytosis
Cellular component (GO): plasma membrane; exocytic vesicle
Molecular function (GO): phosphatidylserine binding; SNARE binding; calcium ion binding
Source: RefSeq, a predicted model, not a curated record
CAGGGGGAAGAGACUGAGUAGAGGAUGGCGUACACACAGCUGGAACCCAUCAAUGAGGGUCUCCUGUCCAGAUUGUCAAACUUGUUGUUGUGCCGCUGGUCGUGUGGCUCGUGCUGGCGGUGGUGUUGGGAGUGUAGCUGCUGUCAGACCAGUGACGAGGAGGUGGAGAUACUGGGCCCCUUUCCUGCUCAGACCCCCUCAUGGCUUGUUAAUGAGUGUAACGGAGAAAAGAGCACAGACUCCCAAGUCACGCCCAAUGACCACACAUCUCCACCUGCUCGCAACAACACCACCAGUCCCAGCCACCGGCACUCCGGCUCGGACAUGUCCCGCUCCACCUUCAGCCUGGUCCGCCAGUUCUCCAAUCUGGAUGCCCGUAGGCCCAGUUCCCCGUUGAUGGACGUGAAGCCCAUUGAAUUCUGGGCCAUGGGCCCCAGGAAAGAGGUGGUGCAGCCCUUGCGGAGGCCUCAGACGCCACAAGACGACUAUUUCCGCAAGCUGGAGCCUCGACUCUACUCCUUGGACUCAUGCGGCGAUGACGUGGACUCGCUGACGGACGAUGAGAUCCUGAUGCGUUACCAGUUGGGCAUGCUACACUUCAGCACACAGUAUGACCUCAUCAACGGUCAUCUGAGCGUGCGUGUCAUCGAGGCACGGGACCUUCCUCUGCCAGUCACCUGCGACGGAGCACGCCAAGACAUGGCCCACUCGAACCCUUACGUCAAGAUGAGCCUGCUCCCCGACCACAAAAACUCCAGGCAGACGGGGGUCAAGCGUAAAACCCAGAACCCCGUCUUCGAGGAGCGGUUCACCUUCGAGCUGCCUUUCCUAGAGGCACAACGUCGAACGCUGCUACUCUCUGUGGUCGACUUUGACAAGUUUUCCCGACAUUGUGUCAUCGGGAAGGUGGCAUUGCCCCUCAGUGAGGUGGACCUGGUUAAAGGAGGACACUGGUGGAAGGCCCUGGUACCCAGCUCUCAGAAUGAGGUGGAGCUCGGAGAAUUGCUCCUGUCUCUUAAUUACCUGCCCAGCGCUGGCAGGCUCAAUGUCGACAUUAUUCGAGCCAAGCAGUUGCUUCAGACAGACAUGUGCCAAGGCUCAGAUCCUUUUGUGAAAGUGCAGCUGGUGACGGGGCUGAAACUGGUGAAGACCAAAAAGACGUCCUGUAUGAGGGGCACCAUCGACCCCUUCUACAACGAGUCUUUCAGCUUCCGUGUGCCUCAGGAGGACCUGAAUGAAGUCAGCCUUGUUUUCACAGUGUACGGACACAACGUGAAGAGCAGCAACGACUUUGUGGGCCGGAUCGUGAUUGGACAGUUCUCCACAGGACCGCCGGAGAUGACGCACUGGAGGCGCCUGCUCAACUCGCAGCGUACGGCCGUGGAGCAGUGGCACAGUCUCCGCUCACGGGCUGAGUGCGACAGGGUCUCCCCCGCCUCCCUUGAAGUCACAUGA